Messenger RNA from Stegodyphus dumicola, 588 nucleotides. Its product is annotated as protein ALP1-like. Lineage: Eukaryota; Metazoa; Arthropoda; Arachnida; Araneae; Eresidae. The record is from RefSeq and is a predicted model, not a curated record.
AUGGCAGUGGCAGAUGCUAGUUACACUUUCCUUUAUGUUGAUUCAGGCAACUAUGGACGCAUCAGUGAUGGUGGAAUUUUCAGUAACUGUUCACUAGGUAAAGCUUUGGUUAGUGAAACUUUGUUUUCAUUGCCAAAUCCAACACCAUUAUUAAAUAGUGAUCGAGUUUUGCCUUUUGUAUUUGUUGGAGAUGAGGCUUUUCCACUCAGGAAAAAUAUUUUACGCCCUUAUCCUGGCAAAUUUCUGUCGAAUGAAAGAAAAAUUUUUAAUUACAGACUUUCUCGAGCAAGGAGGUGCGUUGAAAAUGCUUUCGGCAUAUUGGCGUCUAGGUGGAGAGUACUUCGUACUGAAAUUGCCCUGAACCCAGAGCAUGCUAAUAAAGUAGUUUUGGCAUGCUGUUGCCUUCAUAAUUACUUAAUGAAAAAUGAGUUGGGAAAGGCAGCUAAGAAAUACUGUCCAGUGAACUUUGCUGAUUCUCUUCUUUCAAAUGCCACCAUUAAAGAAGGUAUGUGGAGAACAGAAGAAUUUACAUGGCAACCUCUUGGCCGUCUAGGGCCUGAUUAUUUUAAUUUUAACUGGAUAUCAUAG